This is a messenger RNA of Nilaparvata lugens (brown planthopper), 1155 nucleotides long. Its product is annotated as probable serine/threonine-protein kinase DDB_G0277071. The record is from RefSeq and is a predicted model, not a curated record. The coding region runs from base 194 to 694 and encodes 166 amino acids. Lineage: Eukaryota; Metazoa; Arthropoda; Insecta; Hemiptera; Delphacidae. The transcript has 2 exons.
UGAAAACUGUAAAAUCGGCAUUCUUGAGGUUAGGUUUCUGAGAUUAAAUGUGAUUUCUGAAUUCUGAAUUAUAAAAAUGAGAAUAUUUUUGGGAUCAAAAAUACAUAUUUAUCUUUAGUACUUUUACUUUAAUUUAGCAUAUUUUAAUGCUUAUUCUCUAGAACUUAUUACAGUUUUAUAAAGUCUCACAGAAAUGUUUGCAACUAGCAGAAAUAUUGUGAGGAGUAAAGCCUUUCUAAAAUUGGAUACUCUCAAGGUGGAAAGAGUAGCUUUUAUUCAUGUGUGCGCUUCUCGUCAUUGGAGCAUACUAUCCAAGAAGCUUUCACCCAGCUACAGUCUAUCGAACAACUUACAAAGGCUAUCACAUGUGAGGAACUUGAGUUCAAACGCCGUUGUAACCAAUCAACAGGACACUAUCACUGUUUAUUCACCUGGAAAGACGGGCUCCACGACAACAGCGCCUGUUGUUGAUAAAGUGACCGUAUCAGAUGUGACUGCAACUACUUCUGCAAGCACCGUAACAGAAAAUGUUGCCACCUCACUACCACCUAUACCUGCGGCUCCAAAGCCUCCUCUUGCUUCUCAACUGGCAAGUUUAAUAUUUUCACAUUCAAUCUUGAAACAUGUAAUACUUUCAAAGAUAUAUUUAAAACAUCGAAUGGCUGCUUUAGACGAAACAGCGUUCAAAAAAUAAGGCAUUCAUCAACUUUCCAUACUAUCUCUCAGAAUAAGAGUAUUCUGGAUGAAUAUAAUUUGUAAAAUCAAGUAACUUGCUAUGAUUUGUGCAAUAACUUCGUUUUAACAAUUAUUGUUGAUUUUUCAAGAAUUGUUAUUUUUUUAUUUACAACUAGCAGGCAACCCGUGCUCCGCAAGUGUCUAAUUAAGGUCUUGACAAACUGAAAAUUUGACGUACUGAAAUCUUGAAGAAUUUUAGACUUUUAUAUAACCAUCCUCGGUAAAUUAAGAAUCUAUAUGCAAAAUUUCUAGUUAAUCAGUCCAGUAGUUCAGACAUGAUGAUGCAUCAUUCGUGAAUUUCCUAUCCCGUACGUGUAUAAUCCAGUUCUUCCCUUUAUUAUUAUAGUACUAGCAGGUAACCCUUGGGUAAAAUGGGUAAAAUAUUUGGAAAUUAUAAAAAAAUUAUUUUCAAUUAAAAAA